UUUUAUGUGCGGGAUGAAUACCGUGAACUCGAUGUAUUCGUGGAGGAGCAGAAACAAUCAGACGUCGCUAGGCGUGAUUUCCGGACACCAAUUUUGCUUAUUGGACAACCUGGAAUAGGCGCGUGGGUUCAUGCUGGAUUAUCAUUGCACAAUCACGCUCCUAAACGCAAAUCUGGCUACUUGAUGUAUUGUCUCGUAAAUCGGCUUGCAGAAGGAAAGCCCACUGUGCUUUCCAACUCGCAUUUCAUGUGUUUCACCUUUAUCAGCUCUGGUGUUUACAAGAUUCCU
Messenger RNA from Cantharellus anzutake, 288 nucleotides. RefSeq lists its product as uncharacterized. The record is from RefSeq and is a predicted model, not a curated record. The transcript has a single exon. Lineage: Eukaryota; Fungi; Basidiomycota; Agaricomycetes; Cantharellales; Hydnaceae. The annotation marks the transcript as partial.